Rhagoletis zephyria (snowberry fruit fly) is the source of this 834-nucleotide messenger RNA. RefSeq lists its product as uncharacterized. NCBI's taxonomy places the organism in Eukaryota, Metazoa, Arthropoda, Insecta, Diptera, Tephritidae. The record is from RefSeq and is a predicted model, not a curated record.
UAUGGAGUGCAGCGCACUGCCCCUAACGACGCCACCGGUCGCCGGCGCCACCUACUGCCUGCCGGCCAUCGAGUGUCGUCAUAGAGUAAAUUCAACAAUAAAAUCGAAAAAAAAGUGAGGCGAACAAAAGUGAAAUUGACACACGCUGUGCAACCGCGAGUCGACGUUGUUGACGAAUAAGAUACUUUAGUUCUUCAAAGACCGUUAAAAGGCGCAUACGAAUAUUUAGUUCACAAAAAAAAAAAGAUUAUAAGAAUAAAAGAUAUUUAAAAAAUGGGUAGCUGCUGUUCAAAGGAUCCGGAUUCGAAGACCUCAUGGAGUCCUUCGGAGGCAAAAAAUGCGAGCACCACAUCAACAAUUGUCGCACAGCCCAACAACGACUCCACCUCGGCUGGAGUGUUUACGAGCACGAUGGUUGUGCCGGUUGACACAGAUGGCGCGAACUCUGAAGAGAUAACCACCACCAUCAUAAAGACGACAAGAGUCACGGAGACUGUGACGACCUCGAGCGAUUGAAUGGUGAUGAACUGAGUGGCUGAUACGAUACGACGACGCACAUUCACUAGCCAGCCGCUGACUGCAGGAAAUAAGUAAAUCAACAGCAGCCAAAUAAUGAAAUAAAAGCAUUUAGCAUUAAUUUAUACACAAUUAAGUUAUAUGUACUGAGCACACAGAUUGGCUUGAAUGCCAUGCAACGAACUCCCAGUUAGAUGUACACACUUGCAUACACAUAUUUGUAGCAGAUAAGUUCAUGGAAAACGAAAACAUUGUAAAUAGCGAUUUUUUUUUUUGUUGAAAUUUGUGUAAUAAAUAAUAACUUUUAUUAAAAGCGAG